GAGGAGGAGGAGGAGGAGGAGGAGGAGGAGAAGGAGGAGAAGGAGGUGCAGCAACCCUUUCCUCAUCCUGAGAAAGAAACAUUGCAGAAAUCCAUGAGCCUGAUGAGGCACCUCCUGGUCGACGCCCAGGCAAAAAUCCUGAAAAUGAUGGAUGACAACAAGCAGCUGGCCCAGCGAAUUGAUGGGGCCAUCCAGUCAGCCAGCCAGGAGGUGACCAACCUGCGGUCGGAGCUGAGCGCCACCAGCCGCAGACUGGCAGAGCUGGGAGCAACAGACCCCUCUGUCAACGUUCUUGAGACCCUGCAGCACAACCACAAUGAUUCUCCAUCCCAUCCAAGGCAGAAACCAUCGGCUACUGAUCUGUGCUACAAGACUGAAAUCAGCAGCCUCAUGGACUUUCAUUCUCCAGAUGCAUCGCUGGACAAAGUUCUGCUGCGUGAGGAGGUGGCGCAGCUCCAGGAGGAGGUCCACCUGCUGCGACAGAUGAAGGACAUGUUGAGCAAAGACUUGGAGGAAACCCAGGGCGGAUCCUCAGCUGAUGUGCUCUCCAUCACAGAGCUCCGUGUGCAGCUCACGCAGAAGGAGCAGGAGCUGGACCGAGCCAAGGAGGCUCUGCAAGCCAUGAAGUCUGACCGUAAGCGUCUGAAGGCAGAGAAAGCUGACCUGGUGAACCAGAUGCAGCAACUUUAUGCCACUCUGGAAAGCAGAGAGGAGCAGCUCCGUGACUUCAUUCGCAACUAUGAGCAGCACAGAAAAGAGAGCGAGGAUGCAGUAAAAGCUCUGGCCAAGGAGAAAGAUCUACUGGAAAGAGAGAAGUGGGACCUCCGACGACAGACUAAGGAAGCCACAGAGCACACAGGGAUGCUGCGCUCCCAACUUGACCUCAAAGAGAACCGCAUCAAGGAGCUGGAAGCUGAGCUGGCCAUGAUGAGUAACUGUGUCAAUCAGAGAAUGGAGUUCCGGUUGUUUGAGCGUCUUGGGGACAGGGACUACUCUCCUAGGUUCAUAGCGGCCAAACAGUCUUUAGCCACCUUAACAAAGGAUGUGCCCAAGCGUCACUCUCUGGCCAUGCCCACGGAGGCGGUCGUCAACGGCAACAAUCAAGAGUGGGUGAUGCAGGCAGAUCUGCCACUGACUGCUGCCAUCAGACAGAGUCAGCAGACUCUCUAUGUCCACACGGGCCAUCCCACUGACAGACAAGUGGCGGCUGUGCGGGUGAGCCCGUGCCACUCGCGUCAGCCCUCCAUCAUCUCUGACGCCUCUGCAAUGGAGGGGGAUCGGUCAUCCACACCCAGCGACAUCAACUCCCCACGUCAUCGGACUCACUCCCUCUGCAAUUCCCUAGAAGAUCUGGAGGAGGCGAAGCGUAAGAAGAAAAAAGAGAAGAUGGGGCUGGGCUCGCUGUCCCGUGUCUUUGCUCGGGGGAAGCAACGCAAGUCUUUGGACCCCGGUUUGUUUGAUGACUCAGAAAGCCUCUACAGUUCUGCCCACCUCAGCCUCAAUCUGUCAGAUGGGUCAGAGGACCAGCUGGACCGCCUCCAACAGGUGGAGUUGGCCAGGAUGACACCCAUGUCUCAGUGGAGAGCGGGCACCGUGCAGGCAUGGCUGGAGGUUGUCAUGGCAAUGCCUAUGUACAUUCGCACCUGCUCAGAAAAUGUCAAAAGUGGAAAGGUUUUACUGGGACUAACGGAUGAAGACCUGGAGCAGGGUUUAGGCGUCACCAAUCUGAUGCAUCGCCGGAAACUCCGCCUCGCCAUUGAAGAUUACAGAGACGCUGAUAACGGCAAAGGGCUGUCAAAGGCUGCAGAUAUGGACCACCACUGGGUGGCCAAGGCCUGGCUUAAUGAUGUGGGCCUGCCUCAAUACUCCCAGGCCUUUCAGACUCACCUCGUCGACGGACGCGUGCUGAACUCCCUGACUCGGUUUGAUCUGGAAUAUCACCUCAAUGUCACCAAAAAGUUCCACCAGGUCAGCCUGCUGCUGGGCAUCGAGCUGCUACACUUGCUCAGUUUUGAGAAGGAGGCACUUCAGGCUCGUCGGGCACAGUGUGAGCACCAAAAUGUGGACCCGCUUGUGUGGACUUCUCAUCGGGUCAUGAAAUGGAUCAGAGACAUUGAUCUCAAGGAAUUUGCUGACAACCUUCAAAACAGUGGAGUUCAUGGAGCUGUAUUGAUACUUGACCCCACAUUCAACACUGAUGCCAUGGCAACAGCUCUGGGGAUCCCCACCAGCAAGCACAUGGUCAGGCGGCACCUUGUUGAGGAGAUGAGGACACUCAUUCCUUCAGCAAGAGUUGAUGCCAAGCAGGAAUAUGAGUGUUUAGGCCUUGGAGCUCCCCCAACCCUGCUGUGCCAGAACUCCCCAGGCAAACUGCCCAGCUCCAACUGCAAACACACUGAUGAAGAGAGCCUGUUAAAAAGGAGGGCUGUGAAGCCUCCUUUAGGGUUCAGUCCCAAAAACCAUGGUGGGGGGGAUCAGAGCCGCCAUAGGACCUUUGGCUCUCUACCCCGAGAGGUUCGAGACCACACUCCGCCCAGAGCAGAGGGAAGCCCAAUCCGGGGGUGUACCAGCAUUGAAGUCACCAAUGUGUGAUGUCAUACAGCUGAACAGAAACCUCUGCCAGUCAUCAUUUCAAAGUGUUUACGGGCCGGACCCCACUUUGUGAAAGGGACAUGAGUCUUUAAAUAACAUUGCGUUUUAAGGUUAGUUGCACAUCACGUUUCAAGGGUGCUUUUUUAAGACCCCAAUGACAGUGGCACAUCGGGUUGAGCAGUCCUCUGCCAAAUGAACAGUUAAGGGUUCAAAUCCCACAUUGUAUCCUUGAACAAGACACUUUACCCAGAUUGCCAUCAAGUGUGAGAAACCUCAAACUUUAAAAAUGGUAAUUUGCUAAAUUCAAAAUUUCUUUUGUAAUUUCAGAUCAAAGGGAAUAAAAAAACUGAAGCUAAAUUAAUUUUUUGUGUUUAAUUUUAAGUAUAAAUCAGUAUUACCACACAGAUUUGUUUUCUGUCACUUGUCACAGAUGAUACAGAGCUCUCCUCAGAGGGCUGUUUAUUAAAAAAAAGGUAUACAAUGUAAUAUUUGAUCAAAUUAAUCCAAUAAGUCUAAUAUCAUAAAAAUAAACCUUUGUUGUAGGCUGUCUGUGGUACUUUGAUUAUGUGUCUAGUUAGAAAUGCAAAAACAAGAACAGACUUACUAAGCUUAAAUUUCUCUUCAAGGGUGUUUUGUUAAUUUUGCACAUUUAUACUAUUGUGUCUCAUAAAUGUAAAAGCAUUCUUAAUGUUUUUUUAAUGUACAGCUUAAGAAGGGCCAUCUAUAGGAUUGCUGAAAGUUUGUCAAAUAUUUUCUUUCAUUAAAUAAAACAGUGGAAUUUAAAAUGUUCAUUUUCUUCACUUCGUGGCUCCAAUUUUUACUCAUUUUCUUCAUCAUAGUCUACUUUUUCAGUUCCAGUAAAAACAUGUUGUAACUAACAAGACCUGUGCAAUAAAUGGCUCUUCAAUUUGC
Molecule: messenger RNA, 3504 nt
Organism: Oryzias latipes (Japanese medaka)
Lineage: Eukaryota; Metazoa; Chordata; Actinopteri; Beloniformes; Adrianichthyidae
Gene: kazna
Product: kazrin, periplakin interacting protein a
Molecular function (GO): protein binding
Source: RefSeq, a predicted model, not a curated record